Messenger RNA from Plasmodium vinckei vinckei, 741 nucleotides. Its product is annotated as conserved Plasmodium protein, unknown function. Bases 1 to 741 code for a protein of 246 amino acids. The transcript has a single exon. The record is from RefSeq and is a predicted model, not a curated record. NCBI's taxonomy places the organism in Eukaryota, Apicomplexa, Aconoidasida, Haemosporida, Plasmodiidae.
AUGAAUUACAAAAAGUACUGCCCAUUUGAGCCUCCAAAGGAACGAGAUAUAAAUGGGAUAGACGACAUUUUAGAGUCAAAAGAAAAUUUAAGAAACUUUAAAAAUAAAGUUUUAAAUAAUUUAAAUUUAGAUAAUAUAUAUUACGAUUAUAAUAACAAAAUAAAACAUAAAGAAAGUUUACUAAAUAAUAAUGAUGACCCAAAUAAUAAUAAAAAAUGGUAUUUAUAUUUUCAACCCUUAAAUAAUAUAUCUAUAGAACAAUAUUGGAAAUACGAUAAAGUUACAAUAAAAGAUAUUCUAAGUUCAAAUAUGAAUACAAAUAAUAAUAGUGAACAUGAUCAAUUAAAAAAAAAUAAAAAAUAUCUUAAACAUAUUUCAAAAUCUAUUUUAAAAGGAAAUCCUCAUGAAUCAUUAGUUAAAAAUACUUUUAAGUAUUCAGAAAAUUAUAUAAAUACAGCAGACAAAUAUGCUGCUAGUUCUAUUAAUAAUAUGGCCCCUUCUUUAUUAAGUUUAAAUACUAGAGCAAUUAGAAAUUCACAAAGCUUAUUAAAUUGGAAAUUAAAAUAUUCAAAUAAAUUUUCAAGACCUUAUGAGCAUAGUAAUACUGAAGAUGCAGACAGAGGUUCCAUAACUUUAGGUUCUACUAGUUUUUCCAUUACAAAAAAAAAUAUUGAUGAUGCCACUAAUAGUAAGGUAGGUAAUAGUGAUGUAUUUUCAACUAAAUAUAAAAAAAGACAAUAA